CAAAAAACGAACCAUUACAACUUUUCGGCUACGUAUCAUUAACCUAGCUGCUGUCCGAAGAAUAAUGGAUGAAUCUACAAAACGCUUACUGCAGCGACUCAUGAGACGGAUACAAACUCAAAUGCUAAGAACAACGCUGGACAAGUGGGGCCGCCUGACUGGGGAACAGCUGCGGUCCAUGGAUUUUACUCUGUCGAAAUGGGCGUUAACGGAAAAACUACUCGCCAUUUGCGAGGAAAAUGAGUUGGCGGUUAAGCACAUCACAGAACUCGAGAUGAUAUAUGUCAUUGACAAUCCAAGCCAAGGGAUGUGGUACGCCUUCCAGCUCAUGGACCCUGAAGAUGAUGCUCACUCUGUAGAGCUGACUCAGUUCAAGGAACAAUUUAAAUCCCACCUCAGAGAGCUCAUAAGACAUGUGUCUGUCAAAAUAAAGAAGCACACAGAUGAAGCUGUAUGGAUCCGGAUUGCAUGGGGAGACACCUUCUCUCGGCCCAACCACAUGAAACCAACAUAUGUUGUUCACUAUCUUCAAACCCCGUAUGUCUUUGUGACCAGCCUGACUUCGAAGCAAAAACCCCUGUUAUCCCAGGCCUUGGUUCUGUCCACCAGAUAUCAAGCUAUCAAGGAUGCUAACCUCAGUGGACGGAAACUCACUGCCAUUAGAGAUCUGCUGAUGAGGCAAUAUCACCAGGUGUUUCCCACCAGGUAUCCCGCCCCGAUUGCAGAAAAUGAUCAAACUGUCUCAAACCAACACAUAGAAAGAGAACAAGCUGAGCCUGCAGCAAACAGACUUCAGGCAGCCUGUGAGGCCUUUGGUGGUGGAGUGUUACCUCAGCUACAGUCUGCAGUUUACAAGCUGGAGACAAAAUUCAGAGACCACAGCAACAAGACCAUGACAGAGCGGGAGGAGCCCUUCAAAUGUGUUGUCAAAUUUGCAAGCACCAACCUCCUGGAGUCACUCAGACACUGUGCAUCUUCAGGAAUUGCCUCCACCCCUGUCACACCUCUGCUCUCCUCUAUCCCUCUAAAAGGAAAGAAUUAUUUUGUUAUCACAGACAAUGGCCCUGGUCCCUCCUCACAAAUGCGUCAACCACAGAACUGAUGGGUGACAGCUUCUUGCUUUCAUAUAUUUACAGUGUGGCCUGCCAUGUCUAGUCCACCCAUGGUUUGCCUUUAACAUUAUAACAUAUAGGGCUGGCCAAUGUAUUGAUAUUAUAUCGACAUUUGACACUUGAUGUUGUUUUAAAUGUUUGAGAUCGUGAUAUGACAGUGUCAUCUUUUCCUGGUUUUAAAGGCUGCAUCACAGUAAAGUGAUGUUAUUUUCUGAAUUUACCAGACUGUAUUAGCUGUUCUAUUAUUUGCCUUGACCCACUUAGUCAUUUUAUCUGCAUUGCUGAUGAUUAUUUAUCAAAAGUCUCAUUGUGUAAAUUCUUUGUGAAGCACCAAUAAUCAACCCUACAAUGUUGUCGCAAUAUCAACAUAGAUGUAUUUGGUAAAAAAUAUAUUGUGAUAUUUGAUUCCCUCCAUAUCUCCCAGCUCUACUAUCAUUGAUCUAAUGUGUCUUUAUGUGCUUACAUUUUCAAAUAUGAGAGUAGUUGACAGUAAAUAACUAUGAUUUCAUAAUCUUUUGUUGGAAUUUAAAGGAGAAUACCGGUCAAUUUCAACACAUAGCUCUUUUAUUUGUAAAUUUGGAGUGCUGUCAGUAGAGAGAAAAAUGAAAACAGUCGGUGCUGCCUACACCGUGUUAUCCUCCUGCUAGCGUUAGAACCCAACAGGCUCAAACAUGGCAAGCUUUAAACAUGUUUUUAGCCUCUUAACAUGUUCAAAAUGUCAUUAAAAGUCCCUACCCAUGUGCAGUGAUUCAUUCAGAGUGAUCUCAGGGAAUCUGACUGCAGUAGAUGUGAAAGAAAUGUAAGAAAGUUGUGCUAAUUCAGCUGUGUUUAGUUCCUGUGUUGAGACUGCAGUUAGAGAUCUUAGGAACCAUCUACAAACUGAAAAGAACACUGAAAAGAGAUACAACAAAAAUAUGUAGGCAUGUAUCAAUUUAAUGAUUAAAUAAGGUAGAGUCUCCAAUUAUAACUUGUUGCCUGCUAGUUGUACUAUAGCACUUACUUUUAAAAAAUAAGCAUAUGCCUAUUUUUGAAAAUAUGUUUGUCUCUUUUCUGUGUUGUAGUUUGUAUACGGUCCCUAAGCACUCCUUAUAUCAACACAGGAACUAAACACAGCUGAAUUAACACAGCUUUCAUGCAUUUCUUUCAUAUCUACUGCAGUCA
Etheostoma spectabile (orangethroat darter) is the source of this 2273-nucleotide messenger RNA. It is a transcript of the gene cenpn, whose product is annotated as centromere protein N. Gene Ontology annotation, cellular component: nucleoplasm. Lineage: Eukaryota; Metazoa; Chordata; Actinopteri; Perciformes; Percidae. The record is from RefSeq and is a predicted model, not a curated record. The transcript is spliced from 10 exons. Gene Ontology annotation, biological process: CENP-A containing chromatin assembly; chromosome segregation. Bases 65 to 1102 code for a protein of 345 amino acids.